Lacerta agilis (Sand lizard) is the source of this 623-nucleotide messenger RNA. RefSeq names its product mitochondrial ribosomal protein L57 (gene MRPL57). The record is from RefSeq and is a predicted model, not a curated record. The transcript has 3 exons. Gene Ontology annotation, cellular component: mitochondrial ribosome. NCBI's taxonomy places the organism in Eukaryota, Metazoa, Chordata, Lepidosauria, Squamata, Lacertidae. Gene Ontology annotation, biological process: mitochondrial translation. Gene Ontology annotation, molecular function: structural constituent of ribosome. The coding region runs from base 211 to 525 and encodes 104 amino acids.
GCUUGAGCCUGAAGCGCGGACAAACCUUUCGGGCGGCGCCAUUUUGUUUUCCUUGCCCGCGGUGGGACGGCGGAUCUGCUCUGACCGAGCUCCCAAGAUUUACCAGCCGAAGCCCAGGCGCAAAAGGCAAACGUGUAGCAUUAAAGCAGAGUGACUGUUUUCCGCUACUGGAACUGAACUCGGUUCACAGUCCUUUCACACGCUCCAGGUAUGUUUCUGACCAUUGCACGGCUUCGAAACCGCAUUCAUGGGAGUCAGUGGAUUGGUAAACACAGACGGCCGAGGUUCGUUACAGAGAUCAUGAAGAAGGGUAUCAUUAAGAGGCUGGAAAGGGAAGCUGAAAAUGAAUAUUGGCUGAGCCGGCCAUAUAUGACAAAAGACCAGGAGUAUCGCCACAAUGUAGAACGCAGACAUUUAUGUUGGGAAAAAACAAUGGCAGCAAAUAGAGCUAAGUUUCCAGAGCACAAGUAUGCUACAGAACAUCUGGGUCACCUUAAUGUGACCAAGAAAUGGACAGAAGCUUGAAAAACGUAAGUUGGCGUUCAGCUGGACUGCUUGCAAUUGCUGACAGUGGCAACCACCAGUUAUGUAAGGCGGCUUGUAAAUAAAUGUAUUACUCUUCA